UAAACAAUAAAUAUUAACUAUAGGCUUUUCGAAAAAUACACCUUAGUGCCUUACUGUAAAACAUUUUAUCCAAAAAAUUAAUUACCAAUACAAUUUUAAUUUUGAUGCCCAUAGUCAAAAAAGUAGAAGUAUGGGCCGAUUUUAAUGGUGAGUUUGAAGAAUAGACCGAAUUAAUCUCUUACUGCCCUUGAAACCGGAGUUUGCGUAAGCCUAUGAAUAUAACCUAAUCCUGUCAUAUAGUUUUUUCUACAUAAAUACUAGAUGAAAGAUGUUAAUGUAAACAAAAAUAGUCGUCAUUCGUUAUCCAGAACUCAGAAGAAUAGACGUACGAUUUUGUUUUUGUAACACUAAUCAUUAAACAAUAAUCACGAUGAUCAAAAAAGAUUAACUAUCAUCAGGAACAUUUGAAGAGGAUAUUUAAUAAAAUGCUACAUUUAGCACUUUUUGUUCCAACAAGUUGCGCAUCUCGUGAAAAAAACAUUUUUAGCAAUGCAUCACAUAUAAAUACUUACAUAAGACAUAAUAAUUAAUAAUAUACCUAGUCGUAUAAAUUAUCUACAAUUUUACGUAUCUACAUCGAAAUAACAUGUUAAAAGAGCACAAUACACAAAAUAAAUGUUCUUAAUUUUUUUUUAAAUGUUAAAAUAUUAUUUUAAUUGAACGAAUUUGUGAAAAUUCAAUUAAACAAAUAUAUUACUUUAAGAGUUAUUAAGAAAUUUAGAAUAACCCCGUGACGUAGAUAAUUUAGCCCGGCUUAUCGUAGAUAAUCAUCUAUCUUAUACGUGUAAAAGUUUCUUGCAUCACGCAACGAUUUAUCAGCAUAAAAAUGUUAUUUUUGAAAUUUAUUAAAUUUUAUAAAUGUGUAAGGCGUUUUUGACUAUAAUUUAGUUGUAUAGAAAAUAAAACUGGUUAUCAUAACAACUUUAGUGUAUUAUGAUUGUUUUGCGUGUCCAGCUGGCAGCUACAUAAUGACGAAUAUCAUAUGGAAGCGGUCACGAUGAGUAAUAAUCGAUAAACGUCGUCUGUUAAAAAAAAUCAAAAAAAAAAAAAUCAAUAGAGAUCGUAGAAUAAUAUUACGUACUACAGUCGUGUGGAAGCUAUUUUUUUUUUCUUUUCGAAUUUCUGAUUUCCAUUUUUCGAUCACUUAGGUAUCAUUCACGCUUCGGACGACGUUCUAACGAAAUAAUACUACUAAUAAUAAUUAUAAUAAUACAUAAUAUUAUUAUAUACAUCUAAAUAAUCAUUGUAUUAUACACAAACGCGGCGUCCGUCAUGCAGAGCCAUACCGACUUCGACGCGGACGACACUGUCGAGUUUCCGGUUCCGGUGUCCGGCGACAGUCUUCCGGUGGAGAUCGUCGGCCGCCGGGUGCGACAGCCGCGGGACAUGUUCGACUGGGAGCGCAGCGAAGCGCGAGCUGACGUUUCGGCGUUCGUCGGCCACAUGAACGACGUGGCCAAACGGUACCCGUCGGCGGCGAUGGUCAAGCGGCGUUUGCGGCGACGGCCACACGGCCGUCACUGCAACGUGGACAGGGCGAUGGCGGUGUUGCAGGCUGUCCGCGAGUGGGCGGAGAAACGGCGCGGCGGGUCCGCCGGCCACGACCACCCGCCGACGACUACGGCCGCCGAGCGUUUCGGCCGUUUCCAUGGCCAGCUACGGGCCGAAGGACGAGCCCUGUUGGACCGGACGUACAACAGCGGUUGCCACCGGGUCGACUACCGGAGCGUCAUGCUUCCGGUGUACUUGGAACGGAGCUUCGGCGACCCGGUUGCGAUGACCUACGGGCCGGAGCACGAGCUGUCGUUUUGCGUCUUCCUGGUAGCGCUGUUCAAGUUACACCGCUUGACGUGGGCCGACGAACCUUUCAUCGUGACCGUGAUCUUCGACAGGUACUUGGACGUCGUAGACUAUGUGAUACGGUCCUAUCGGCUGGACCCGACCACGGGCGACGGGCGCGGUAACUGGUGCCUGAGCGGUUACCAGUUUGUCGGGUUCCUGUGGGGCAGUGCGCAGCUGGCGGGAACCUUCAGCGGCGACGGUGGUGACGGACCCGACGGAGGAGCAGCAGGACUGCAGCCGAUGUCGUCACCGACGACAGCGGUGACGGACGCGGACGCGUGUCGACAGCACCGGGACGAGUACGCGUUCGCCAAGUGCAUGGACGCAGCGCAUCGCCGGGCCAAAAACGGAAUGCCGCUAUGGUUUCACUCGUACCAACUGUGGAACUUGACGGGCCUGCCGCGAUGGGACCGGGUGAACGGUUGCCUGAUGGCCGCCUACCAGCGGGACGUGCUGGGUCGGUUCGAGGUCAUCCGCCAACUGGACUUUUGUGAAUUGUUCAAAUUCGCCCGAAACGUACGCCCGCCCGGCACGUCGUUUUACGACAUCGUACCGGCAGCGCCGCCAUCGGACACGACCAUGGUCCAGACGACCACGGACGUUUUGGCCGACUACGACGACGACGACGACGAUGACGAAAAAAGAAGGAUCACUGAAUACGGAGAAACGGAGGACGGAGAAACGGAUGAUGCCGUAACGGAAGACGUUGAAGAAACGGCCGAGGACGAAGGACCGAUAUACUACCACUGAUUUAUUAUUGCAUUGCCGACUAAUGCGAACGACAAAUUUUAUGAAUAUUUCUUUCGGUUUUUUAAUUUUAUCAGACACAAAUCGUCAUUCAAUCGUCAAUCCGUUUUGUUAAAUAUUAUAUAUAAAUGGCAUUAAAAUUGUUUUACUCGU
Molecule: messenger RNA, 2742 nt
Organism: Aphis gossypii (cotton aphid)
Lineage: Eukaryota; Metazoa; Arthropoda; Insecta; Hemiptera; Aphididae
Product: serine/threonine-protein phosphatase 2A activator-like
Exons: 2
Coding region: 1273-2592 (439 amino acids)
Biological process (GO): mitotic spindle organization
Cellular component (GO): protein phosphatase type 2A complex; cytoplasm; nucleus
Molecular function (GO): protein tyrosine phosphatase activator activity; peptidyl-prolyl cis-trans isomerase activity
Source: RefSeq, a predicted model, not a curated record